This is a messenger RNA of Syngnathus acus (greater pipefish), 1398 nucleotides long. It is a transcript of the gene thnsl2, whose product is annotated as threonine synthase-like 2. Gene Ontology annotation, molecular function: pyridoxal phosphate binding. NCBI's taxonomy places the organism in Eukaryota, Metazoa, Chordata, Actinopteri, Syngnathiformes, Syngnathidae. The annotation marks the transcript as partial. Gene Ontology annotation, biological process: 2-oxobutyrate biosynthetic process; dephosphorylation. The record is from RefSeq and is a predicted model, not a curated record. The transcript is spliced from 5 exons.
UUUGCGUUGUGUGUUUUCAAAGCGGACGGCUCUUCUGAUGAUAUCGACCAGCCUCUCCGUCAUUUAUUUGCCGAUGAGGAACUGGUAAAAUAUCAUGGCCUCAUGAGCCUUAACUCGGUGAACUGGUCUCGUAUCAUGAUCCAGCUGGCGCAUUUCAUCUUUGCAUACUUCCAGCUAAGUGAUAUGGAGCAGAUUGAGGCUCACAAACCACUGCCUGAACUGGAGGCGGUGGUGCCCACUGGGGGAGCAGGUAACAUUGCAGCUGGCUUUAUUGUGAAGAAGAUGGGGUUACCCCUGAAGCUUGUGGCCAUGGUGAAUGCCAAUGACAUUGUUCAUAGGACAGUAACCUCUGGUGACUUUACCAUGGCAACUAAUGUGACACAGACACUGGCUCCUGCCAUUGACAUCCAGGACCCUUAUAACAUGGAGCGAGUAUUCUGGCUGCUUCUGGAAAGAGACUAUGCUUUGGUGAAGAAGAUUAUGAACGAGUUUCAACAUUUACACAAAUAUACUCUGCUUGAAAAGACUUCCUGCACCUAACACAUAGCUAUCCUCUACUUUGUCAAGUGGAACAGUAAAUGAUGAAGGCAUCUUAGAGACGAUGAGGAGAUGUUGGGAAGAAAAUCAGUAUGUGCUGUGUCCUCACACUGCAGUGGCUACAUGGCAUCACUACCAUUGUCCCCACGAUCCUGCUGUUAAAAGGCGUUACCUUGCCACAGCAUCCUCAGCCAAGUUUCAUGCAGCAAUAAAGAGAGCCAGGUUGAUAAGUAACCUACCUAAAGCAGUCAAGGCUUUGGACAAAUUACCCUCGCGUUACCAGAACCUGGAACGCACCUCGAACUGGUCUAAAAACUGGGAGCAGAGACUAAGAAUGACAGUUCAGUCUGUGAGUUUGGCCAGUGGCUUAUUACAGCUGAAUUUAAGAGUUAAACACAAAUUACCAGAGUUUUGGAGAUUUUAUUUGGCAAUCACGAUACAUGCUUUCCAAUACGCGAUUGAUUUUUUAAAUAUGAUUUUUUUUCUUCCGCCACACCUGUCACGUGCCGUGCCAGAGACGCUCGGCCGGCAACUUCCCUCAGCCACACCCCUUCGUUAUCGUCAUAUCUGUCACCUGCUCCCUCUUGCUCUUGUUACCUGAUGUAUUGAAACCCUGCCCGUGUGUUCCUCCUUGUCGGUGUCUACUGUAGUUUUCCGUCCCUGUCCGCGCCCAGUGUUCUUGUCAUCUAGUUUCCCCCCAGUCUUGUCUGGAGGCUCACGGUCAGAUUCUGUUCCGUGUCCGAGUGGACUUCUGUUUGCCUGUCUGCUGGCCGUGAGUCUCUAUCCCGUCUGUGUCUUUGUUGCCCACCUUCCUCCCUCCCAACUCCCUUUUCCCUUCAAUAAACCCUGGUCCAAGCUGCA